GCGUUUGACGUUUCUCGCUUGCGAGUAAUCUUAUUCGGAGCCCACAGAACACGCUGUUUUCGGGAAGGAUUUCGUACCGUAUUUUUUCGAAUUUAAAGCUAAAUUUUUCGGCCAAAAAGUGAUUCCAAACCGUGCAACAUGUCCACCUCGUGUGCGCGUCAGUAUUCCCGCGACGGCAAAUAUUUCGCCUUCAUCAACGGCCAGGGAAAGCUGGUGGUGUACGAAGUCGAAACGAGCAACGUGAGCCAAAUCUACACCCCGAAUCUGCACCUGAAUGUUCCCUGUACGUGUUUUGCCUGGGUUGAGAUCGGUGCCCAGGGCAGUUCCAAGAAGAAAAAGAAACGGAGCAGUGACGCAGGAGCGGGUGAACGGCAAACCUGUAUGAUUUUCGGAACCAGCAAGGGGAAAGUGGCAUUGUAUGGGCUGGCUUCGACCAACAUCGAGAAGAAUUUCAUUGGCGCCGGGCAUUCCGGACCGAUAACGGCCAUUUGCGUGGAGGGCGAAUGCUUGUACACUGCCGGAACCGACGGGAAAGUCAUCGAGUGGAGUUUAAAGGAUUGCGAGCAGCGGAAGGUUCACAAUCUGGGAGUGGAGAAGUUGAGCUGCUUGGCGGUUAUCGAGCAAGGAUCGACCGUUUUGUCCGGGUCCAAACAAUUAAAGCUGUGGGACUUGGAAAACGGAAAAUCGAUCAAGACUUUGGUAGGCCACACUUCGAACACGGUCCUAGCGAGGAAGAUAGUCAGCCAGGAUGGGCGGGUUUUUGUACUGACCGGAUCGGUAAACGAUCGGAACGUUUCGCUGUGGUCUGCCGAAGGAGACGAAAGAACUGCCGUUGGGUUGUUCACUUUGGAUGAUGCUCCGGAGUAUUUGUCUACCCGAGUGGUGGGCGGAAAGUUGCAUCUGGUUGCCGUUUCGAGAUCCGGUGUGGCACAUUAUUUCAUCAAAAGCUUGGAUAAAAUCAACAUUAACAAACCAAUCAAAGCAAAUUACACCUACGAAGUGGCCUUGGAUACAGCAGGUUCCGGCUCGAAAGCCGUCGAUCGGUUGCCAAUUUUUACCGCCAGUGUAGACUUCUCCGCAAACCAGGAACAGAUUUUGAUCGGCUACGGGUCGGAUCUGAGUCUCAAGUUCGAGCAAAUCGCCAUCGAUAAGGAGCUCAAGCACAAUGUCAUCAUCCGCGAACAGGCCAAAGGACUGCUCCACAAGGAUAAGACCGAAAAGGACCUCAAAUCGAAAACGCCUUCCGUCGAUAAAUCCAUUGCGGAGUUCCUGAAUCCGGUUAACGCCAGCAAAAAAUCGCUGAAAACGGUCGAAAUCCCCAUGGAGGCACGGCUGGAGAAUCUGGCCCUGACGGCGGAUGGCGAUUCCAAGUCGAAAUCUAGCCAGAAAAAUAUGGUGCACCUUCUGGUGCAGGGACUCCACAGUAAGGAUGCCGAAAUUCUGCGCAGCGUUUUCAGUAAAAACGACCCGGAGCUGAUCCAGCGAACGGCAGAACGAGUGCCGGCCCAGUAUGUGAGCAUCCUGCUGAGCGAGCUGUCCAGUCUGAUGCAGAAGAAAACCGUUCACGUUGCGACAGCCGUAUGUUGGCUGAAAGCACUGAUACACAGUCACGCCAGUCAGCUGAUGGCCUUGGGAUCGGAGAAUCUGCUGUCCAACUUCGGAACCUGCCUGGGAAUAAUUGAAUACCGAGUGGAACAUGCCAACUCUCUUUCAAAAUUGAGUGGACGCCUGGGACUGUUGGUCAGCCAGAUCGAUCGAACGGAACGGUUAGCCAAGAAUCCCGAUCAGCUAGCCAACGCGCAGGUGUUAAUCCAUCAAGAGGAAGACGAUUCGGAUGUGGAUUCGGUGAUUGGCAAGGACCAGGGUUCGUCCGAAGAUGAGUACGACGGAAUAAUGGAGGACGAUGUUUUGGAAGAGGAGGAAGACGAUGACGACGAAGAAGACAAUGCCCUGGCGGGAAGUUUUGUCCGGGUGAGAAAUGGAGCUGCAAAGCAAGGUGACGGAAGCAUGCUGAAACUGAAGGUCGACGAGGAUUCGAGUGGUGACGAUGACGAGGACGACGACGAAGAAAUGGACGUUUCGGACUAGCUUUAGGAACUUAGUGAUUAGUGUUUUGUUAUGUACAAGAAAAAGUAAUUGUAUUUUGAGGUAUAAAUAUACCACGAACAUUACUGCAGGCGUAAAAGAAGCUAAAUUUCAUCUGCUGCAAAAAAA
Messenger RNA from Aedes aegypti (yellow fever mosquito), 2214 nucleotides. RefSeq names its product WD repeat-containing protein 43. Gene Ontology annotation, biological process: maturation of SSU-rRNA from tricistronic rRNA transcript (SSU-rRNA, 5.8S rRNA, LSU-rRNA). The coding region runs from base 139 to 2088 and encodes 649 amino acids. The transcript has 4 exons. NCBI's taxonomy places the organism in Eukaryota, Metazoa, Arthropoda, Insecta, Diptera, Culicidae. The record is from RefSeq and is a predicted model, not a curated record. Gene Ontology annotation, molecular function: protein binding. Gene Ontology annotation, cellular component: nucleolus.